Molecule: messenger RNA, 699 nt
Organism: Capsicum annuum
Lineage: Eukaryota; Viridiplantae; Streptophyta; Magnoliopsida; Solanales; Solanaceae
Product: late embryogenesis abundant protein At1g64065
Exons: 1
Coding region: 1-699 (232 amino acids)
Cellular component (GO): plasma membrane
Source: RefSeq, a predicted model, not a curated record
AUGGCUUCUAGUACAAAUGAUCAAUCUCAAUUUUUGGCACUAGGUUCUCAUAGAAUUCACGUUGAUAACGACGAUAAUGAUAUUACCAUGGAGUUACACAAGAAAAAACGACGUCGUAGAAGAUGUAUUAAAUGUUGUGGUUGUUGUAUAGCGACCAUGUUAGUACUCAUUGUGAUCAUGUUGGUUCUUGGUUUCACCCUUUUUCGUGUGCACGAACCGUUUAUAAGGAUGAACUCCGUCAAGAUUGAUGGAAUAAGUUAUCUCAUGACAAGUAGUGGAAGUAGUUCCACUACUCUCCAACCAAGCAUUAGUAACUUAACGGUCUUUGCUGACGUGUCUGUUAAAAACCCUAACGCGGUGUCGUUUAAGUUUGAUGAAGCAACGACUAGUUUGUUCUACGAUGAUGUGGUCAUCGGAGAAACCCUAACGCCACCGGGGACUGCCAAGGCGCGGCGGACGUUAAGCAUGAACGUAUCGAUGGAGGUUAUGGUGGAGAAAAUUUUGAAAAUUCCACGGUUAGGGAGGGAUUUGAGGUAUGGUGAGUUGCUUGUGAGUACAUAUACAAGAAUUAAUGGUAAAAUUAAAAUUUUGAAUAUUGUUAAAAAGAAUGCUGAAAUUAAAAUGAAUUGUAUUAUGAUGGUUGACUUGAGAAAUCAAGAUGUUAGAAACUUUGAUUGUAAAAGAGAAGUGUCUCUCUAG